Molecule: messenger RNA, 1544 nt
Organism: Aspergillus vadensis CBS 113365
Lineage: Eukaryota; Fungi; Ascomycota; Eurotiomycetes; Eurotiales; Aspergillaceae
Product: HMG-box domain-containing protein
Exons: 3
Coding region: 139-1101 (320 amino acids)
Source: RefSeq, a predicted model, not a curated record
CAGCCUCCCCGGUUUCGUCACUGACAGGCAUCCUGCACAAGGGCGAAUCCUUCGACUGAUCGUUGUUUGGUCACUUAGCAACCUACCCUUUACAUAUUACUCCGGUUCUCCGAUACGCGACUACCAUUGUUCAGGGCCAUGCCUUUGAACCUAGCUCGGUGCGGAGGGGGUGUUCUCCAACACCUCCAGCUUAGUGAGGCCUUCUCUCGUCCCGUUCGCCAGGCCAUCUCUCAGAGUCAUGUUAGACGCAUGUCCCUCGCCGCUCUGAGUCGCUUCUCGACCCCCAAUGUCAGAUAUGCACCUCUUUCCGCUGCCCUCUCCGGACACCUGACCAGCGGCUAUGCGACUGCGGCUUCCCCCAAGGGGCGCGCCAGCACCAAAUCGACUUCCACCAAGACGACCAAGUCUACGAAGUCCACCAAGACUACCAAGAAGCCCCGGGCAAAGAAGGUGCUCACCGAUGAGCAGAAAGCCGCCAAGAAGGAAGCUAAGGAGAAGAGCGACUUGAGACAGCUUGUGAAGCAGCUGAAGGCUGCCUCUCUUACGCCGCCCAAGAGGCUCACCAACCACUUCACCCUGACUAUGCUGAGCAAGCUUGAGGAGGUCAAGAAGGAAGGGAAGGGAUUGAAGGGCAAGGAGGCAUUCAAGGAGGCCGCCGACCGUGCCAAGAACAUCAGUGAAGCCGAGCGCGAGCAAUUUGUCGCUACUGCUGCUACCAACAAGGAAGCUUACGAGAAGGAAUACAAGGAGUGGCUCGACUCGCACAGUCCCUUGGAGAUUAAGCAAGCCAACGACGCCCGGCGAAGACUCGCCCAGAUUCAGAACAAGAAGUUCUUCCCUCUUCAUGACCCUCGCCUGGUCAAGCGCUCCAAGAUCGCGUAUUUGUUCUAUGCCGAGGAACGCCAUCAGGCUGGUGACCUCAAGUACAUGUCCAUCCCCGAGCGUGGUGUGCGGAUUGCGGAAGAAUGGCGAGGCAUGACCGCUGCAGAGAAACAGAAAUACGUGCGACUUCAAGAAGUUGAUGCCGACCGGUACGCCCGGGAAUACAAGGUCGUCUAUGGCGAGGAUCCCCCCUAUGUGGGAAAGAACGCGACUAAAUGAGCAUCCUGUAUAAGCAUUGUGGUAUGACUGUCAGGUAAUGAGGUGGGACGAUUGUUUCAAUACCAGGAAGGUCGAUUGUGUUUCAAGAUUCUGCAGGCGGGUCCUAGGGAUAAUGGUGUGUCAUUUGCCCACUCGGUCUUAGCUGCUUGCCUUCCAUGUUUUCGUGCACCUGUAUUCUCCAUUUGUAACGUGUCUUGAGGGAAUUGUACCCUAUGAAAGGAAACAUCCUUCCUUGUUGAUCAAGUGCUCGUAGGAACAAUGGGACGCCUGGCUGGGCUCACAAAAGCCGCAUAGUCGCGAUACAGUGACGUAUCCCGAGCCACGUGCCUGCGCAGGAGUCAUAGCCAUCUAUCCACAGCAACGAUCAACGGUCUCCCACCCAUAAGAGCUGAGACAUUUCUCGUCCUCUGGAUGUGUCGUUUUGGACGGGUAUCUGCUUGGUC